GUUUACCCUGAAGACGCACCUCCGCCUCCGUACACCGCGGAUGGACGACAGAGCGCACCAACAACAUACCCAGCGCAGCCCUCGCCUGCUCAGCCUACUACGUCCCCUGCCGGUAGCUCUGGCAGUUCUGGCAUAGGCGGCCUCUUGAAGGGUCUCACAGGCCAGAGCCCGUCUGAUCUCUUAAACCCGCCGCCUCCGUCAUUUUCACGUCCUCCGCGGAGAGAGCUUCCGUAUACGCCUUUCCCCCCGAUGACCGCGAUGGGCCUCGGUACGACGCUUGACAAAGGGUUUUCUGCUAUACCACCCGACGCUGGAGUGCGUCCGCAUCCGUUUGCGACACACGACGUAUGCGAGGAAGACUGGACGCGGUUCGUGGGUGACCUCCGGAAAGCGGGCAAGCUCUCGCCGAUGAACAGGAUCGUCGCCGGCGUCGCACCUAUGGCAAUGGGCAUCGGCCUUGCAGGGUUCUUCGUCUCGAGAGCGAUAGAAGGCCGCAUGAAGGGAAGAACGAGUGCUCCAGCCACACAGAUCGUGGACCACUGGAACAAUUACUUCUUCUGGCCGCGCGGGAUGGAGGUGGACCUCAUCCAUGGGCAACGUGUCUACACCGAGCGUGACAGCAUUCCCCCGGAUAUGGCCCGGGUAGGGUACAUGCCCAGCGCGGCCAAUGACUCUUCUGGCUCAAACUCGGAGGAUGAGGACCGUCUUCAUGGCGCCCAACCUGGCGCCAUCACCGGUCGCAGAGCAGGGAGGCGAGCGAGGAGGGAGGAGCGGCGAAGCCAGAGACAAGAGCGUCACCAGACGAGGAGAGAUGAACGCAGUGCCAGGCAAGAGCUUUGGAAGCUGCUUAUCACGUAUAGGCCGCCUGCGUGACUGUCCUUGAGUUCCGUGGAAUAACUUUUCUGGUCAACAUACCGCGGCUCCUGACCAAAACACUAUCAAGUUGUAUACAUAUACCCAUACGCUUGGCCUACAUGACCCGAGCUAUCUCCAUUGUCCAUCAUUAGUCGAUAAUCUUGUGUAAAUAAUUGCGGACAUACGCGAUGAAGUCGUAGCUAGAGCUAGUCCCAGAACUGUAAUGAUUCGUCGC
Messenger RNA from Phanerochaete carnosa HHB-10118-sp, 1090 nucleotides. RefSeq lists its product as uncharacterized. The record is from RefSeq and is a predicted model, not a curated record. The transcript has 3 exons. NCBI's taxonomy places the organism in Eukaryota, Fungi, Basidiomycota, Agaricomycetes, Polyporales, Phanerochaetaceae. The coding region runs from base 259 to 873 and encodes 204 amino acids.